Molecule: messenger RNA, 1901 nt
Organism: Colletes gigas
Lineage: Eukaryota; Metazoa; Arthropoda; Insecta; Hymenoptera; Colletidae
Product: zinc finger and BTB domain-containing protein 49-like
Exons: 4
Coding region: 400-1680 (426 amino acids)
Biological process (GO): regulation of transcription by RNA polymerase II
Cellular component (GO): nucleus
Molecular function (GO): DNA-binding transcription factor activity, RNA polymerase II-specific; RNA polymerase II cis-regulatory region sequence-specific DNA binding
Source: RefSeq, a predicted model, not a curated record
GCAACGGUCUUGGUCGCGUAUAAUGUUCGUUUUUUAACGUCUCUUAACGUCUUUUUCCCGUGUUGUACCUCAUUCUAUAGCCGUACAAACUAUUCGUGAUUCUCGUUAUACGAAGGCGGUUAAUUGCUCAGUGAUCCCUGUGAAGACUCGCAUUUUGCAACAAUCGAGCGAUUUAAGAGCCGAAAAAGCCACUGUUUCCCGUUGUGUACCUUCAUCGUGACAGACGGCUGACGCAGCGGCAGCAGUGGCGGCGUGGUGUUCGUGCUUCUCUUGUGCUGCAAAAAUCUGCCCCUACGCUCGCUCUCACCUCUCGGAGACCCCCCUCCGAGGAAAGGAUUCAAUUCCACGGCGAAGAAACAUGGGGAGAGGGACGUCGCUGUAUUUGAUUGACGGUUUGCAAUGAAUUUUCCGCCGUUCGGAGGCCACUUUCCCGGUACUAUUCCGAGUAUCCACCAGUUCGCGACCGACAGUUCCGGCGGUGCGGGUGGACGCUACGCCAAUCAUUUUCCCAACCAGCCUCCAAUUGGAGUGCCGGUUAUGGGAAAGUACCGUCCUGAAAGCAACGGCGUGCAAUCUGCUCAGUCACAAGUAAUGAUGAACAAUAAAGCGAGCUACCCCAACAGCAAUGUUCAUCAUUACCCUAACGUGCCAUAUUCUCAAGCUCAACCAGUUCAACAGCGGCCUGCAAAUUCGCCUGGAAUGCAAGAAAAGCGUUCGUAUCAUCAGCAAGCAACCGAAACCAUAAAUCAACAAGAUGUUUGCAAUCUCCUACAGGAUAAAGAUAAAAGUAAGGACAAGAAGGCUGACGAACAACAGCGUAACGGAGAAAGCGCAACAAAUGGUCAACAAGAUUAUACCAUGCAUCAACACCAUCAGCAGCAUGCUCAUACUCAAACACCUGCAACCAUGCCUGCUACAUGGCAGUCUUUGGCUGCUCCUGGAUCCACAGUAGCAGAUUACCUCAGUCACUUACCAGCUAGUACUUUACCGCUAAGUUUGCAUCAUUUCUUAAAAUAUUCAGCAGAAAGUAUAAAAAAAGAGUCAGAAAUGGCACAAACAACUUCAGUAGCUGUAGCAACUACAACAACGCCUAAUAUAAUGAUGUCUCCGAAUAACAAAAAGAAGAAAAAGAAGAAGCCUCCAAAGGAGAAGAAACCACGUCCAAAACCCGGUGAAAUCCGUUUAACCACAGCAUUAGAUGGUUCUACAUUGUAUUGUUGUCCAGAGUGCCACAUGGCAUACCCUGAACGUGAAUUAUUGGAGCAACACUUACUAGGACAUACCUUAGAACGUAGAUUUGUUUGCGAUAUAUGUGGUGCAGGUUUAAAAAGAAAAGAUCAUCUGACACGUCACAAGCAGAGUCAUAAUCCGGAACGGCCAUAUGUUUGUACUGUUUGCCUGAAAGCCUUCAAAAGAAAAGAACAGUUAACGCUACAUUUUGUUAUACAUUCCGGUGAGAAACGACAUGUAUGCACAGAGUGUGGAAAGGGGUUCUAUCGUAAAGAUCAUUUAAGAAAACAUACCAGAAGUCACAUUGCAAGGAGAGUAAAAGCUGAACUCAGUCAGAAUGCUGGUACACAGCAGAAUCAGCAACAAAAUAAUGUCUCGAAUAUGCAGACCACAGCUGUUACAGCAUCGUCUGUUCUAUCUGGUGGACAUCCAGGUCCUCUCCUGUCCUGAGCCCCGCCACCAGGGAACUUUCAAGUUCCCCAUCCAAACAAUAUUCUUCAUACGCAUACUUCUCAUCAUUCGCUGCAUCAUCAUCAUUUGACAGCUGUCAAUGUGGCACAUCAAUCAAGUGUCACGCCACUCGCUACGUCCAGUCAUUAUCAAACGCACGAGCUCAGUUUUUUGGGUCACGUUAAAGAUUUCUGAGAUCAGGGGAAGACCUCGGUCAAGAG